Molecule: messenger RNA, 5022 nt
Organism: Bactrocera latifrons
Lineage: Eukaryota; Metazoa; Arthropoda; Insecta; Diptera; Tephritidae
Exons: 18
Molecular function (GO): protein binding
Source: RefSeq, a predicted model, not a curated record
GACCRCCCGUAUUGUCCGAAUCCAUCCAAGGCACAUUGGGCCGUUUGCCUUGUAAUGUGACGCCGCCCAUUUUGGAGGAUCGCGUUGCACUUGUAAUUUGGUUUAAAGUGGGUCUGAAGACGCCCAUUUACAGCGUCGAUACGCGCGACUCAAACUUUGCAGAUGGCACACACUGGUCCGAUGAAUCGUAYCGCGAUCGCUUGUCCUUCUCCGUCGAGGGACGUUCGGGGACGCUGGCAAUUAAGAAGACACGACAAGAGGAUACGGGCGAGUAUCGUUGCCGUGUUGACUUUCAAAAGAGUCCGACGCGCAACUCGAAAGUAAAUUUAACUGUCAUAACACCACCCGAGUCAAUAAUCAUCUUAGACAGUAAAGGUGCGACGAUAAAAGACUACAAAUUGGGUCCCUACAAUGAAGGUGCAGUCAUCAAUAUAACUUGCGUGGCAGUUGGCGGACGACCGCAACCGAGAGUCACCUGGUGGAAUGGUAACAAAGAGAUUGACCAAUCCUCGCAUUCAUUGUCAGAUCGACGUGUCGGCAACAUACUGACGCUGGGCAAACUGACACGUGAGAAUCUGCACAUGCAGCUUACCUGUCAAGCGGCCAACAACAAUUUGACGACGCCAAUUACCAGCACCGUUACCCUUGACUUGAAUCUGCGCCCCUUGAUUGUGAAAUUGGAUGGCGAAAAUCGGCCACUGUCUGCCGAUCACUCGUAUCAGCUGCAUUGUAAUGUUAUCGGCUCGCGACCGGCACCGACGAUUACCUGGUGGAAGGGYAGCACACCUAUGAAGAAUACACAUGAAGUGGCAAAUCCUGAUGGUAAUAUGACAACGUCAAUAUUGACUUUUACGCCAACCAUCGAUGAUCGCGGCAAAUUCCUGUCGUGUCGCGCCGAACAGAGCAUGAUACCGGAAUCGGGCAUGGAGGACGGUUGGAAAUUGGAUAUUUACCACAUACCCGUUGUGAGCCUGGAGCUCGGCACCAACUCGUUAAACUCAACCUUUCGCGAAGGCAUCGAUGUUUUCUUCGAGUGCAACAUCAAAUCGAAUCCUUGGGUCUACAAAGUCAGUUGGCGCCACAAUGGCAAUAUUCUCGAGAAUAAUUUAGCCGAGGGCAUCAUAGUGGCCAAUCAGAGCUUGGUGCUUCAGAAUGUGAGUCGCGCCCGCGCGGGCAUCUACACUUGUGUCGGCAGUAAUCGGGAAGGUGAUGGUGAGAGCAACCCUGUGCAUUUGGACAUAAGAUUUGCGCCCAUCUGCCGGCCCGGUCAACGUUUCGUCUACAGUUCCGGACGACAAGAGACGGUUAGAAUUGUCUGCGAAAUCGAGGCGAAUCCAAUGGAGGCGACAUACAGCUGGAAAUUCAAUGCAACACGCGGCGAGGUAAUCGACAUACCRGCAUCACAAAUCGCUGUGGACCGUGGACGCAGCAUAGCACACUACACGCCCAUAACGGAAAAUGACUAUGGCAUACUGCUCUGCUGGGCGAGCAAUGAAAUUGGCGAUAUGAGUGAACCGUGUGUUUUCACCGUGACACCAGCAGGCGAACCGGAUCCAUUGGUUAACUGCACGCUACUCAAUCAAACGUCGACCGGCUUUCAAAUUGAAUGCAUCGAAGGCUUCAACGGCGGUCUGGAGCAGGAUUUCAUAAUGGAAGUGUAUGUGAACGGAACGACACGCUAUCCGAAAGUUUUUCGAUCAAAAACACCGUACUUCGAAAUGCGCGGGCUGGUGCCUGGUGCCGGCUACAAUGUCUUCUUGGUGGCGCACAACGARAAGGGACGCAGCAAUGCAACCAUCCUGCAAGUAUAUACGCUCAAGGAUCCGGAAAAGCAGACGGUCGUUAUUACUUACAAAAAGGGUGGCAUGAGUGCGCCGCCACGCUUUUAUGAACAAACAACUGCCACUAGUAUUCUAACAACACAAAUCUACAACAGUACAAUAACAAAAAUUAAAACAGAUAAAAAUCUCUCGCUCGCCUAUGCGCCCGUAAUCGAGGAUAUCCGGCCAUUUCUCGGCAUACUAGUCGGCAUUGUGGGCAGCAUAUUCCUGGUGGCGCUUAUCAUUGUCAUUAUUGUUCGCAUGCGCGGCUCGACGGGACGCGAUCGCAAUAAUUACUCGCAUCCAACGACGACCACUGGGCGUGGCAAUAAUAAUAAUGGCAGCGUCAGCAUCGGUACACUACACAAUGGCCAAUCAAUACAGGAUAUACGCAUCGGUCGGGAUACCUGCCAUGUGACGAGCAGUUUAGAUAGCAUAGACAAGAAUCCGGAUAUAAUACCGCAAGAUGGCCGUGACGAUGACGAGGAGUGGACCACCAAGGGACAUAAUCGCGCUUAUGCAACAGCCGCGCUGGCGGAGCAGAACGCCGUCAUCACCUCAUCCACGUAUGAUCAUAUAAUGCCAACAUAUGCUGUUGUCGAUAAGAAGUCGGCAGCGCAGCAUUUGCAACAAUUACAACARCAACACCAGCAGCAGCAACAACAUCAACAACAACAACAACCGCCACCGCCACACGGCCAAUACAUACACUACAAUGCGCUGAUACCGGUGAGCAAAAUGGGCGGAUAUGCUGCGCACCAGCAACAACAACAACAGCAACAGGCGCAGCAGCCACUAAAUAAGACUGAUUUAACYUACGCCGAAUUGGCUGGCCCAGGUAAUGGAGCACGCAUGACGCCUUAUUGCAGCGCCACCUUGGGUCGUCCACGACAAACGGAACUGAAACGAGCCGAACCGAACAUCUAUUCACAGGUAAUAAAAAUGAUGGACGAUGAUAGUCCGACCGAGUUCGAAGAAAUCGCCAUACAAUGGCCCAAACAAACACACAACAACACAACCAGUACACAUCCGUUAGUGCAGGCAGCGGCAGCAACAACAACGGCAGUCGCUUAUGUAGCCGGACGUUCGACACGGAUCGAUUUGGCUCAUCAUCCGAUGUACUCGACGAGUCCCAUGUUUGGCGGUCAAACCACCAUAACCGGUGUCACCAUGUCGCAUCCCUCGCAGUUGGCCACAUUCACCCCGCCACCGCCGUUAUUUACGCACAAAGUGAUCGGUGCYGCGCAAUCACAGUCGCUGCCACCAAAUGUUGCAGUGCCGGUGAGCAGUAAUGGACUGCUGCAGACAGUCACCGCUGGUGGUGGACUCGUGUGUAUGGGUAUGCCGCCACAUUCGGCAGCGGCGGCUGCGUCACUUAUGCAUGCAGCGCAACAACAACAACAACAACAACAUCAGCAACCAAAAUCGCCACCAACGGCUGGCAACGGUAUGUCAGUGGGCGGUUAUGGAGAUGUGAACUCUAGCCCGGGCAUCCUGAAAACGGUACCAGAAGAAGUGCAUCAUCAAAUGAAUGGUGAGGAUUUGCUCCUUACAAAGGAUCGCAAUCAUGCAACACGCUUUUGACGGUAAAUUACAAUCAUCGAGACGCUUGAGAUGGCGCAGUAAAAAUACCAGAAACGACAUGGCAGACGAAGUAAAUGAAACAAACGAUAAACUACGUAGCGUAUAAAGGAAAAUGUUAACAAGACAAAAACUGAUAAUGGUAAAACGAGAAACAAAAAAUUUGGGGGAGAAAAAUAUGUAAACAGACUAUAAUAGAAUGUGAUGGAAAUCUAAAUAUAUAAAAUAAUGAGAAGAUAAAGUAAAAGAAUUUCUGUUCAUUAGUGAAGUAUACAACUUAAAAACACUACUUAGAUGUACACAAAGCAACCCUGUAAGAAUUUAAAAGUAUUUGGAAUUUCGUACUCGGCCAUUAAAACUAAAUUUUGAUUACCAAGUUCAAGUUUGAUUGACAAGCUCUAUACUGUUUCUAAAGUUAAUUACAGUCUCACAAGAUCGGUAUUGUUUCCCACGUUCCCACUUCAAAUUAGUUUCACAACUUCCAAUCCGUUUAAAACGAUCAUUACUGUUUCAAAAGUUCAUUAUUGUUCCAUAAGUUCAUUACUGUUUCAAAAGUUCAUUAUUGUUCCAUAAGUUCAUUACUGUUUCACAAGUUCAUUACAGUUCCAUAAGUUCAUUAAUGUUUCACAAGUUCCUUACGGUUCCAUAAGUUCAUUACUGUUUCAAAACUUCAUUAUUGUUCCAUAAGUUCAUUACUGUUUCACAAGUUCAUUACAGUUCCAUAAGUUCAUUAAUGUUUCACAAGUUCCUUACGGUUCCAUAAGUUCAUUACUGUUUCAAAACUUCAUUAUUGUUCCAUAAGUUCAUUACUGUUUCACAAGUUCAUUAGAGUUUCAUAUGUUCGAUUUUGAGUGAUAAGUUCAAUACUGUUUCAAACGUUGAUUACUGUCUCAAAGUUUAAAUAUUUUUUCACACGUUAAAUACCAUUUCACAACUUCAAAUCCGUUUCAAACAUUCAUUAUUUUUUCACAAGUUCAAUUCUCGUUCACCGUUUCACAACUUGGAAUUCGUUUCACAAGUUAAGUACUCUUUCUUAAGUGAGGUUCGAAAUACCAUUUUUAAAGGCUGUAUAUAAUAUUACUUAAAGCUAUAAAAGCUAUAAAAAUUUCUUAAUACCACCAUAAUUAACAGACGCUUUCGAGGUUUACUUCAUAAAAAAAAAAAGAAUCUAAUGCUUUUGGAGAAAUUUUUUCCAUUAGUCUCUCUCUAUUUUCAAUAUUUUGCUCUCUUUGUUCGAGUUUUAAAGCACAGWUAACAUAAUGGUUUAUUUUGAAGGUGUAUAGGAUUUAAAUUUUGUUCCUUAAGCAUUUCAUUAAUUAUUUAUUGCAGGGUUGCCGCCUACAUAUAAAAAAUUGCAAAUCUCCAAUAUAUUGAAUCUGUCAAACGAACUGCCAAUAAAGCAUUUCAAGCCUAUUAACACUGGGUGAGUUAGUAGUUGCCAACAGGCAAUUGAGAUACUUACUGUGUGAAAAAUAUUGCUCAACACUGUACUUUUGCAAUGAAAGUGGCAAGCAUAAUCUUCGUUUGUGUCUAGAAAUUUUUAAUGCAAAUAAUUUUUCAAUAUUUUAUUACAAAACUCUUUGUGUACAUAAUAAAUUUAGUAAAUAAUGGAAAUAGCAAA